Penicillium canescens is the source of this 1752-nucleotide messenger RNA. RefSeq names its product FAD-dependent oxidoreductase. The transcript is spliced from 3 exons. Gene Ontology annotation, molecular function: oxidoreductase activity; FAD binding. The coding region runs from base 1 to 1752 and encodes 583 amino acids. The record is from RefSeq and is a predicted model, not a curated record. NCBI's taxonomy places the organism in Eukaryota, Fungi, Ascomycota, Eurotiomycetes, Eurotiales, Aspergillaceae.
AUGAGGCAUUGGUUACUGAGCCUAGGUGCACUCCUCGCCAGCGGAGGUUCAACCAAUGCGGCAUUCUGUCGCUGCCAGCCCAGUCAGCCUUGCUGGCCAAGUGAAGCCAAUUGGGCUGCCCUGAACUCUUCAGUCGAAGGCAAUCUGGUUGCAGUGAAGCCAUUCGGAUACCCCUGUCAUGACCCCAACUUCAAUGAUGCCGAGUGCACCAUCGUAAAGGAGAAUACAUACAGUUCUUCCUACAGAUCAUCCCAGCCAGGUGCCCUGCAAUGGGAGAAUUGGGAAUCAUGGCCCGAAGAAGAGGAGCAAUGCUACGUCGAGACUGAUCAAUCAACACCGUGCAAGCAAGGUCGCAUAUCACUAUUCUCUGUCAUAGCACAGACGGCAGAACAUAUCCAGGCGGCUGUCAAGUUCGCAGCCCAUCAUAAUAUCAAGCUUGUCAUCAGAAAUACUGGACAUGAUUUCCUUGGCCGGUCUUCUGCGCCGCAUUCUCUACAGAUUUUUACCCAUGGUUUCAAAAACAUCUCUGUUGCCGAUGAAUUUGUACCCAAGACACCAGCUGGGACGGCUAUGUCGGAGAAGAUCAAGGCUGUGACCCUUGGCGCAGGUGUCCAAUUACGCGAGAUGUACGCGUAUCUGGGUUCCAAAGGUCUGAUGGUCGUAGGAGGAGCCUCAAACACAGUUGGCGUUGCCGGUGGCUACAUACAAGGAGGCGGACAUUCAUUUCUGGGCUGGAUGCACGGAAUGGCCAGUGAUAACGCGCUCGAGUUCCAAGUUGUUCUCGCAGAUGGCUCACUCGUAUUUGCAAACGCCUAUCAAAACAUCGAUCUUUUCUUUGCAUUACGAGGCGGUGGUGGCGGGUCAUUCGGCGUGGUUGUCAGCGUGACUGUCAAGGCCUACCCUGAUUACCCGGUAGUAUACACGAUGACGAACUACAGCACGAAGGCUGGUGAGCCAUUCUGGAAUGGUGUUGACGCUUUUCACAAGCAUAUUGUUCGUCUCAAUGACAAUGGUGGUUCGGGCUGGUAUGCGAUUAUCCCCGAUUCCAGUUCCGCGACUCCCGGCGUGUCAACAUUUUUGACAAUGCAAGCAUUCGUUAACCAAACAAACACUAAAUCCAUUGAGGAGCUCAUGUCGCCGGUGGUAUCAGACCUGAAGAACGCAACGGGGGUUGCACCCUUACAUGGCAUAGUGGCAUUCCCUUCCAUGUCGAGCAUGUACCUGGCAAUGUUCUCAGGCAACGAUACAACCGGCCUCCAAACACGUUUGGCAUCUCGUCUUGUCUCGCGCUCGUUUUUUGAGUCGGGAAAUUCCACGCAGCUCACCAAAGGCCUCGCGGGUCUCAGUUUUGGCCCGGAAGAAGCAGUGGUCGGUGUUGUUACUGGUGGCCAGGUUUCCAGGAACCGUGAUAUCAAGUCUGGACUUAACCCUGCAUGGCGGGAUACGUUAGUUCAUGUGAUUAUUGUGCGGUUUAUGAGUGCGGAGAUGACGUUUGAAGAGCAGGAAGCUGUUGCUUCCAAUAUCACACAGCAUGAUGUGCCCAUGCUCAGAUCUCUUGAGCCAGGGAAAAUGGGUGCGUACGGGAACGAGGCUGAUGCAGAUGAAGUGGAUUUCCAGGAAUCAUUUUGGGGUGAGAAUUAUCCUCGGUUACGGGGUAUCAAGAAAUUGAGGGAUCCUCGUGAUCUGUUUAUCGUUCGGAAGGGAGUGGGAAGUGAAAGUUGGGAUGAUAGUGGACUAUGCCGUGUUUCUUAG